GGUUUAAUUCUCAAUAAUGUCCAGUUAGACGGCUCAACAUAUGGAAUCCACGGCCAAGGCAGGAACAUUACUCUUAAAGGAGUAACGAUCACAAACACAGACUAUGCCAUAUAUGUAUCUGAUACUACAACCGAAUACCUUAACAUUAAUAUUACUAACAGUAAGAUGGACACAUCGUCAAAUACUGGAAUUCACAUUAAAACGUCAAGUAAUUCGAUCUUGAGAACUUUCAACAUAACAAUGAAGGACGUCGACAUUCGUAACACACGUGGCAAUGGAGCUGUGUACAUAUAUGGAGGUAGUAGCAAAGCAGGUGUUGUAUUUGAAAAUGUAACAAUUCAAGAUUUAUCCAGUCAUGGUGUUUACAUUUAUUACAGUGGUCACACUGAUAUCCAACUUCGUGGCUGUGAAAUUUCGGAAUACUCAUCUUACGCCAUUUAUGCCUACAUAAGACAUGGUAUGUUUGAACUUGGAGACUGUAUUAUCAAAAGAACCCGUAACCAGUAUUCGUAUGGUGUAUUCUACUACACCCCGUGGACCAAUUCCGGACCAAGAACUAUUUCAAUAUAUAACACUACAUUUAUGGACUACAAUUCACGCUACAAUUACGGGAUGGUUACUAUUAAUACACAAUCUUCAAGAUUUGGUUAUGAAGAGUCUUCCAAUAUAUCGAUUGUUAACAACACAUUUCGAUCAACAAGUUCGAGAGGAACCUAUGCUAUGGAUCUGUCAAAUAUCAACUAUUUUUCUUCAAUCAUAAUAGAGGGAAACAUUAUACAUGGAAUGAAUCGUGUGGCAUGUGUGAUUGGAUUAAAAGCCGGGAUUAGUGCCGUUGAUAUUAUCAAUAAUGUGAUCUCCGAGAGUAACGGAGCUUUAUCCCUGACAUCUGACCUUACAAGUGGCACGAGAAUCAUGAACAAUAGGUUCCUCUACAACUUUGGAAGCGACAAUGUCAUUAUCAAUCCAAGUACAAGAAACAACUGCACCAUCAGCUACAACGUCUUCUUGAAUAACAGCAAUAAUGCCGUGAGUCUUCAGAGAGUCCAGUCGGGUACAUUGUUGAACUACAACUUGUUUGAUAACAUUCAAGGAGAAGCUUAUU
Molecule: messenger RNA, 1102 nt
Organism: Owenia fusiformis
Lineage: Eukaryota; Metazoa; Annelida; Polychaeta; Sabellida; Oweniidae
Source: the annotation of a GenBank genome assembly